AUGGGCGAUCACCAGCCGUACGUGACCAUUCGGUCUCGGCGACCUCAUGACGGGAACAGCGUGAGCAGUGCAGACUCGACUGUAGGUGCCAGGAUCUCGUCGAUCCAGUCGCGCAGAGUACGUGUAGACUCACAAACCGGCCAUGACCAGUACGGUUCAAGCUCCGGCGAUACGCCUCGGCCCGCCACACACGAUAUCAGCCGCGUUAGCUAUCACGUCAAGCACCUCGAUGCCUUUGCUCAGACCCUGGAGAAUUCUGCAAACAGGGCGUUUCCGAAUCGCGGGAAAUCAUCACAGCGAUAUUCAAAGGUCCAGGCCUUGCUCCUCCACUGGGGCUGUGACGACCUCUUUGUGUUGCCCGAGUUGGAGGAUCUGGAACGGUACCUCCGCGAGGACUAUGCUUUUGACACGGAGAUCUUUCCUAUACCGUCUGAAAACUCACAUCUAGAGCUCAUGAUGCAGGUCGGCAAGCUGAUCAAAGACCACGAGGCCCAAGACACGCUCUUUUUAGUCUACUACGGCGGUCAUGCCAGGAUAGACGAGUCUCGUCAGAGCACUUGGUGCGCCACUCGACAUCCCGACUCGGCCUGGCUACAGUGGUCCGCAAUCCAGACCCUGCUAGAGCGUUCGGCCUCCGACGUUCUCAUCCUCCUCGACUGCUGCGCGGGAGCGGCAAGCGCAACGUUUCCCAACGGCAACAGCAUCACCGAGACCAUAUCCGCCUCGAGCUGGGACGCCAUCGCCCCGGACCCGGGCCGCUACUCCUUCACAAACGCCCUCAUCGAGGUGAUGCAGGAGUGGAGGCUCCGCACCUUUUCCGCGGCCAUGUUGCACGCCGAGGUCCUCGCCCGCCUGAAGCACCCGCGACCCGUCACCAUCAACGGCAAGGUAUUUGAGGCCAGGUCGACGCCGGUUCACUUCAUGAUGACGUCGAAUCACAAGGCGCCGAGCAUCGAGUUGUCCCGGGUCGUGCCGCCUGAGCAGCGGCCACCGUCGCCGCCGUUGGAUGCCGCGAUGAUCGCAGAAGGCAACGGAUCGCCUGAAGGGGUUACGGGGGGGCGAGGGCCUGGCGCUCCAUUAUCGGGAGAGCCGAACGAGGAUACGCCGCAUGUCAUGAUCUCACUGGCACUCGAAGACAAUCAGCAAUUAGACUUGAGCGCUUGGGAGCAGUGGCUGUCCAACUUCCCAGCCCUGGCGAAAUACGUCAAAGUUCAGGGUGUUUUCAAGAGUCAUUCCACAUUGCUCCUCUUGUCUAUGCCAGUCAUGGUAUGGGAUCUUCUGCCCGAGGACCAUGCGACCUCGUUCAUAGCCUUCAUUCGGUCCAAUAACCUGGUGGUUGAGAGGAUUCAUAACAAAGACGAGGAGGCUAAGGUGAGCACUCCGGUAAGUAGAGGCGCUCGUGUAGUACAAGACAACACACAGCCGGAAUCUGCGUCAAUGGGCACCUUUUUCUCGGAUGUCACCUAUACGAAUGCUCCAACGGAAAGAAGCGUCAUGGAGGCGCAGGUGAGAGGCAGUGGAGCAAAUGUGAGAUUGAAUGAAGGAGGACCGAUUAGUAUCCAGGAGUCAGAGAUGGGAUCACCAUCAUCAUCGCCAGUCGUCAGACCAACGCGUUCGCUCCCGUUUCCAAACCCAACAGCUUCAAUCGAAGCCUUGCAACGGCACCACACCUCAUCUUCUCAAGUAUCAUCGGAGGGGCCACCGAUAUCCAGAUCAAUGAUUCCGAACCAGCAGAGAAGCGCGCGGGUAACCAUGUUGUAUGAUAUUCCAGAGCCGCCCAAGUUCUCACAGCAUGUCGAGAUCUUGCUCCAACAAUAUUACCGGCAAGAGCCGCUACCCAACGAUGAUCAAAAGAACUUUGUUGCCUCAAAUCUUGGGAUAGAGCUGUGGCACGUCGAGGCCUGGUUCCAUCACCGGCGGGAACGAGAUAUCGUCUCGCAGCAAUUCCAAGCCCUUAGAAUGGGCGGUGAUCCGGCACCGGUGGCAUCCAAAGGAGCCCAGAUGAUACUGCCGCAUCAUCUUCAAAGAAUCAUCGAGGUCCUAUCUUCUAGCAGGAUCCUAAUGAUUGACAUCCGUCCACCGGCUGACUUUGAGAAAUCUCACAUCAAGGGGGCAAUCAACCUCCGCGCCCCCCUAAGCUUCAUCAGAGAAGCCUCGUUCGACAUGAUCGAGCGAGCUUUCCCAGACCAAGGCAGCAGACAGGUCUUUGGCGAAUGGCAAUCCGCCACAUGCUUGGUCGUCUACGACCGCGUCAUAGACGCCUCGCAGGAGUGCCCCCUCGCCGACGUUCUCUACGACAAGUUCAGAACCUGGGGCUGGCCAGGCCGAUGUUUCGUCCUCAAAGGCCACUACAAGGAGUUCAGCGUCUCGUACAAGACAUCCAUCACCGGAUCCAAGGUGUCGAGCGAGGCAGGGCAUCAGCAGCAGCAAAACCCGGAUCCCCUCCGCCAAAAGACAUCGACGGCCGCACCGUCAGAGACUGAUGACGCGGCGGCGAGAAGGAGAGCACAGUACCAGGAACUGCUGACUCAAAUCGACAACGAGGGCAUAGUGGCCAACACCAGCAGCAGCAAUAAUAGCGGUAGCUAUUACGCCUCGUCCCAGCAUGAACGAGACCUCGAAGCCGAGUUCCGGCGUCGCGUCCCGGACCUCUACCGCAAAGCCCUGGAAGAUGAGGACGGGAACAGCAGUACCGCAACCUUUGGAUUCGACACAAAGGCGCCGCUGGUCGAGUAUCUCGACAGAGGCCUCUCCCACAUCCGGCAGGGGAAACCCGUCACGUCCGCCGCGACUGACAGCUGGCGGCCCAUCGACAAGGCCCCGUCCCCUUUAUCGUCGCCGUCGUCAUCGCUGUCAUUGACAAACACCACCAACACCGCGAUUGGUGGGAUGUCGAAACUUGCCGCGGAGGGCUGUCACGCCCAAUUUGACUCAGGGGCCGCCGCAAUCGCCCUCGCCACACCGCUGGGUUCUUCGGAUGAUUCUUAUGUGAAGAUCAGCAGGGGGGAUGCGCAGUACGCGGGCGAUCUCCCUGCUGCUGGUGUUGGUACUCCCCCGAACCCGGGCCAUCAUCAACAGCAGACGUACCAUCAUCACCACGGCGGCCUCGUCGGGAGCAAAGACGGGACGACGAGGGAUGCCCACGUCGUUGGUCCGCCCGGGGAUGAAACGCCCAAAAGGGGCCGGGGCGGUUUCCUGAAUAAGGUUCUGCGAAGGGCAUAA
Messenger RNA from Colletotrichum phormii, 3222 nucleotides. RefSeq lists its product as uncharacterized. Gene Ontology annotation, molecular function: DNA binding. Lineage: Eukaryota; Fungi; Ascomycota; Sordariomycetes; Glomerellales; Glomerellaceae. The transcript is spliced from 6 exons. Bases 1 to 3222 code for a protein of 1073 amino acids. The record is from RefSeq and is a predicted model, not a curated record.